Molecule: messenger RNA, 3251 nt
Organism: Gopherus flavomarginatus (Mexican gopher tortoise)
Lineage: Eukaryota; Metazoa; Chordata; Testudines; Testudinidae
Gene: PEX6
Product: peroxisomal biogenesis factor 6
Exons: 17
Coding region: 41-2983 (980 amino acids)
Biological process (GO): protein import into peroxisome matrix
Cellular component (GO): peroxisomal membrane; cytosol
Molecular function (GO): ATP binding; ATP hydrolysis activity
Source: RefSeq, a predicted model, not a curated record
CUCUCUAUGAUGCCGAGGCGCCGCUCUGCGCUCGCUCUCGAUGGUAGAGAGGCCGCUCUCCGCUGGCUCUAUGGCGCUGGCGGUGGUGCGGCCCCUGGACGCCCUGCCCCCGGAGCUGCCCCCGGGGGCGGCGGUGCUGCUGGCCCCGGCCCCGCUGGCGGCGCGGCUGCGCGGGGCGGGCGGGCCGGCGCUGGUGCUGGUGCUGGCGGUGCGGCCCGCGGGCCGGCCCGGGGCCCAGCCGGCGCUGCUGAGCGCGGCCCUGGUGGCGGGCGGGCCGGGCGGCGGCGCCGAGCUGUGGCUGCGCGGCGGCUGGCGGCGGCGGCUGGGGCUGGCGGCGGGGCGGCGGGUGGCGCUGUGGCCAGUGCGGCGGCCGCCGGCGCUGGGCUGGGCGCUGCUGGGCGCGGGGCCGGGCCGGCCGGGGCCGGGGCCGGGGCUGGCGCGGCGGGGCGAGGCGCUGCCGGGGCCGGGGCCGGGGCCGGGGCCGCUGCUGCUGGAGGCGCGGCCGGCGCUGCAGGGGCUGCUGGGCGCGGGGACGCGGCUGGCGCUGACCGAGCUGCGGCCGGAGCGCGGGGCCCCCGCGCCGGGCCCGGGGCCGCCGCCGCUGGUGUCCCGGUUCGCGCGGGGGGCGGGGGCCCCGGCCCGGCUGCGGGCGCUGCGCGGGGACCCGGCGCCCUGGGGGCUGGCGGCCGAGCCCGGGGCUGGGGCGGGCGCGGCGCUGUGGGUGACCCGGCGCUGCCUGCGCGGCCUCGGGCUCUUCCAGGGCGAGUGGGUGCGGCUGCGGCGGGAGGGCGAGGCCGGGCCCGGCGAGGCGCACCUGGCGGCCGUGCUGGCCCUGCAUCCCCGCUGGGACUUCCCGCAGGAGCCCCGGAACCCCCCGGAGGGCUCGGCCGUCAUCCCGGCCGCGCUGGCCUUCAACCUGGCCUGCGACCCGCUGGGCGGGAGCCACCUGCUCAUCCAGAGGUAUGGGGAAGCUCCUGGUAUGGAAAAGAGACAAGGAAGUCGGUCCUUGCUAUCCAUUCCGCCCUUUGCGAAGGAACUGCACAUAGAGAUUGUCUCCUCACCAGCCUACAGCACCAGAGGAGUCUAUGACAGUAUUCUCCACCAGCACUUCCAAACUCCCAGGUUGGUCCAGGAGGAUGAUAUCCUGUGUAUUCCGACAGCUGGACAUCCUGAGUUCUUGGAAGGAAAUUCAGAGAAAUUUCUUAGCUGGCCGGAGCUGUACUUCAUGGUGAAGAAGAUUGUAGGGGUGGCGGAAGGAGAGCAGUCUGGGGGGUACCUGGCUGACAUCCAGAACACAUCGCUGUACCUGGUGGGUUCAACAAACAGCGCUGUGCCAUCUUCCCCAAGCCGUGGUGGCCAUGGGUUUUGGAGCAGUCUGUCUCCCGCCGGGCUCUCUGAUGUGGUGACGCAGCUCUGUGAUGCUCUCCGGCCUCAUCUGAACAGCAGGGGGACUGCGCUACGUGGAACAGGCAGCGUUCUGCUGGCGGGACCCAGUGGUGGGGGGAAGCUGACGGCUGUCAGAGCUGCAUGUAGUUGCCUCAAUCUUCACUUGUUCAAGGUGGACUGCGUUAGUUUGUGUGGAGACACUAGUGGAGCUACAGAGAUGAAGCUGCAAUCUGCCUUUGCACAGGCUGAACUCUUCCGGCCGUGUGUGCUCCUGCUGAAGGACAUCGAGCUACUGGGACGAGACCGGGAUGGGCUGGGAGAGGACUCCAGAGUCACUGCUACACUAAGGCACCUCCUCCUGGAAAGAGAUGCGGGAUCUAGCGGUUACCCUGUCCUGGUGGUUGCCACCACGUGCCGGCCUCAGGACGUCCUGGCAGACGUGCAGACAGCUUUCCUGCACGAGGUGACGGUCCACGCCCCGUCGGAAGAGCAGCGGAAGGCCAUGCUGAGCACGCUCACUGCCAGCCUUCUGUUGGGCAAGGAAGUGAGCCUGGCCACACUAGCGCGGAAAAGUGCAGGGUUUGUGCUGGGAGAUUUCUGCGCUUUGCUGGCCCAAGGAGGCCGGGCAGCUUGCACCAGGAUCUUAACCUCAAGUUUCCCAGGGGGGCUGAGUGUGGACGAGGAGAGAGAUUUUUGUGCUGCUGGAUUCCCUGUUCUCGCAGAAGAUUUUAACAUUGCAUUGGAUCAGCUGCAUGAGACUCAUUCGCAGGCAGUUGGAGCCCCAAAGAUCCCCGCGGUCACCUGGCAGGACAUCGGCGGGCUCCAGGAGGCGAAGAAGGACAUCCUGGACACCAUCCAGCUGCCUCUGGAGCACCCGGAGCUACUGUCUGUGGGGCUGCGCCGCUCUGGCCUUCUGCUCUAUGGGCCUCCUGGGACAGGAAAGACCUUGCUUGCCAAAGCUGUGGCCACGGAGUGCACCAUGACGUUCCUCAGUGUGAAAGGGCCGGAGCUCAUUAACAUGUACGUGGGGCAGAGCGAAGGGAAUGUGCGCCAAGUGUUUGCCAGAGCCCGGGCAGCUGCCCCCUGCAUUAUCUUCUUUGAUGAACUGGAUUCCUUGGCACCCAACCGGGGACGGAGCGGAGACUCCGGCGGAGUUAUGGACAGAGUUGUCUCCCAGCUGCUAGCAGAGCUUGAUGGACUUCAUUCCACCAGAGACGUAUUUGUGAUCGGCGCCACCAACAGACCUGACCUGCUGGAUCCAGCACUGCUCCGGCCUGGCAGGUUUGACAAGCUGGUCUAUGUCGGCAUGAAUGAGGACCGGGAGUCUCAGCUGCGAGUGCUGAGCGCCAUCACCAGGAAGUUCAAACUGGACCCUUCAGUGAGUCUCAGCAGUGUCCUGGAUCAGUGCCCUGCCCAGCUGACGGGAGCAGAUCUGUACGCGCUCUGCGCAGACGCCAUGAUGUGUGCCGUCAAACGGAAGGUGAAUUGGAUUGAGGAAGCUCUUAGGUGGCACCUAGGCCACAGUUUCAAGCUUUUCUCCGCAACCAUGAUGGUUAGAAGUUUCAUUACAAAACCGAGAGCUGAGAGUCGCCCGUAAUCACACAAUUCCAGAAUAUGGGGCUAAAGAGCAUUCUCCACUGCAAGAUGUGGCAGGGUGCCCUUCGCCCUCGGGGAGCUGGUGGGGUGGUGUUCUCCAGGCCCAGCCGUUCCGCCCGAAUUGAGUUCACAUCUCUGCCUUCCCACAAGGCAAGUUCUUAUUUGCCUAGGCUUGGACAGCUUUUGUGAAGCCAUGAUUCUGAAUGUGAGAGAAUGUCAGGGGAAGGCCUGGAGGGGGCUGGAGGCAGGUGGGCAGGGCAGGGCAGGGC